AUGAAAACUGAUAGCUCGCUCGAUAUAAAAACCGAAUCAUUCACAAUCCAAGCAUCAUUCAAAGUUCACUCGUCCAAGCAAGCAGUAAUCAACACAGCAGUCACCAUGAGAACUUUCACAAUCCUACUUCUCGUUUGCCUCAUUGGAGUCGCUUUCUGCGACCCACCCAGAGGAGGAAGAGGUGGUCGUGGUGGUGAAGGUGGAGAAGGUGGAGCAGGAGGAAACGGAGACGUUGCCGGCGAUGGUGGCCACGCUGGUCGUGGAGGCUCCGGUGGACGUGGAGGAAACGGAAAAUUAGCCGGUGACGGUGGUGACGCUGGAAACGGUGGUCUUGGUGGUGCCGGCGGUGACGGUAAUGACGCUGGUUGGGGUGGUGAUGGUGGCAAAGCUGGACGUGGUGGACGUGGAGGUGACGGCCAAGUAGCCGGUAAUGGUGGACGAGGUGGUCUUGGUGGCAAGGGAGGACGUGGUGGAUCUGCCUAG
This is a messenger RNA of Trichogramma pretiosum, 483 nucleotides long. Its product is annotated as PE-PGRS family protein PE_PGRS26-like. The transcript has a single exon. Lineage: Eukaryota; Metazoa; Arthropoda; Insecta; Hymenoptera; Trichogrammatidae. The coding region runs from base 1 to 483 and encodes 160 amino acids. The record is from RefSeq and is a predicted model, not a curated record.